Priapulus caudatus is the source of this 2114-nucleotide messenger RNA. Its product is annotated as mRNA turnover protein 4 homolog. Gene Ontology annotation, cellular component: nucleolus; preribosome, large subunit precursor. The record is from RefSeq and is a predicted model, not a curated record. Gene Ontology annotation, molecular function: RNA binding. The transcript has 8 exons. Gene Ontology annotation, biological process: ribosomal large subunit biogenesis; ribosomal large subunit assembly; rRNA processing. Lineage: Eukaryota; Metazoa; Priapulida; Priapulimorpha; Priapulimorphida; Priapulidae. Bases 1 to 771 code for a protein of 256 amino acids.
AUGGCGGACGGCAGGGACCGUUUUACUCAUUUCCCUUCAAGUAGUUCCGCUUGGGGAUUCCAGAAGCUGCAGGGUCCUCACUUCUUUAGACAAGUUUCUUUAACACAAGUAAAAAAGAAACCAAAGGGACGCCAGAAUCUUGUUGAGGAGGUGCAAAAAUGUGUUGACAGCUAUGCCAGAGUAUUUGUUUUCUCAGUGAAAGACAUGAGAAACAAAUACCUGAAAGACCUUAGGGAAGAUUGGAAUCACAGCAGAUUUUUCUUGGGGAAAAACCGAGUAGUUGCGUUUGCUCUUGGUAAGACAGAAGAGAAAGCGUAUCGUCCUAAUCUUCAUAAGAUAGCGGAACGUCUCAAAGGACAGCGUGGUCUGCUUUUUACAAAUGAGCCAAAGGAGGCUGUCCUUCAGUAUUUCAAUGAUUUCCUACAGCCAGACUAUGCUAGGACAGGCAACGUUGCGACACGAACAGUGAUAUUAGAAAGUGGGCCUUUAGAAUUUCCACACUCAAUGGAAUCACAGUUAAGACAACUGGGCCUACCUACACGACUUGAGAAAGGUGUCGUGACUCUCGCUUCUGAAUAUACAGUCUGCAAAAAGGGAGUUGCACUGACAGCAGAACAAGCAAGAAUAUUGAAACUAUUUGGAGAACAACUAGCAAACUUCAUGCUUCCCAUAGAUUGUAUGUGGUCCAACAAUGGCAAAUUUGAAAGCUUUGCAAAGGUGUUGGAUAAUGAAAUGGAAGCCGGCUCUGAGGGUGAAGACUCCGACACCUAAUAGCGAGGGUGAUGUUAGUUUGACCAAACUGACUUCUGUUAGGCUGAGAAUGUGAAAGGGGAAAAUUGGAUGUGACUACUGUCAAGCAUCACCCAAAAUGUGGAGGCUUUGUGUUGGUUUCCCACAGUUUCGGCGAGCACUGAUGGCAUACUCAACACGGCUAUUAACAACUGCAGUUUGUUCAGCGUCAUGUAACAUCAGGAAAAUUGCAAACAAGUGUAAUCAUCAUGACUCUGUGAAAGGCUGAAUGUAUGUACAUGAUAUAGGUAAAUUUGGUGGCACUAGAGCAAGAAGUGUGUUGUGCCGUGCAGAGUAUUGGUAAUCUCACCAUUAAACCUAUAAAUACUAUUCCAUUUGCAAAUUAAUUGUCGCUAUAAUCAAAUAUACCAUGGUUUUACGGUGUGAUCAAUUUCAUUUUUCUCUGCCAUAACAAUAAAUUCGAAGUGUUUUUCAAGUUGGUGUAAUCAGUAACAUAUCUAGCUGCUAUAUUUCAUCAUGUUUUGCCUGAUUUUCUGUUUUUAAGCAAUGAUUUCGAAAUAAAUUCUUUAAGAAAUAGCUGUCUAUAUUAAAGGGUUUAUUGCGAAAUCAUUGCUCCAAAAUGCACAAUCCAAAAACAUAUAGCUAAAUAUAGUCUCACCUCAUAGCGAAUAUAUUACUGAUUACACCAACUUGAAUAACUAAGAAUUUAUGCUGUUAUAGCAUAGAAAAAUGGAAUUGCAAACGCUGUAACACCAUGCCAUGGCAUAUUUGAUUAUAGUGACAAUGAAUUUGCAAAUGGUGCUUUAGUUUACCGACAAGGUACCAGUGCUUCCAUGGUGCACACCGAGGACCUGUUUAGCAACGAGCAUGCUGGCUGGCACGUCUAUAUGUUUGGAAAGAGGGUUUCUAUUUGGCAGUGUUGUUAUUUACACUUACAUGUAAUGCCACCUAAAGUAACAGUUAUUCUAUUUCUGGGCAAUUUGCGUAUAUGAUGGCCUUAUUCUAAUUUCGUCAUCUGGCUAAAUACACACAAUUGUACGGUGACUAACGUGGUAGCAAGUGAGAGGUUGAAAUUCACGUCUGGUUGCGAGUAUAUGCCGUGAGCAUCGUGUAUUUUCAUGCGAUAAUUUGAUACAGCCGUUUAUGAACGUGACUAUAUCUGUCUGAAGUAAUCCUAGCAAUGCUACCUGAGCACAGUGAGUGUUGCCAUGACAACUAAUGCAUUGCAGCACAUACACACAGGUGCGUUUGCGUGUGCGUAACAUGUACAUGUUACAGAUAUGCCCAUGUGUAAAGGUUCAUUAUAUAUUAGUGUUUUUAAAACUGUUGUAAAUAAAAUGACAGCAUCGAUUGACAACAAACAA